Messenger RNA from Eurytemora carolleeae, 973 nucleotides. RefSeq names its product 39S ribosomal protein L19, mitochondrial (gene mRpL19). Gene Ontology annotation, cellular component: ribosome; mitochondrial large ribosomal subunit. The coding region runs from base 22 to 960 and encodes 312 amino acids. The transcript has 7 exons. Gene Ontology annotation, molecular function: structural constituent of ribosome. The record is from RefSeq and is a predicted model, not a curated record. Lineage: Eukaryota; Metazoa; Arthropoda; Copepoda; Calanoida; Temoridae. Gene Ontology annotation, biological process: translation.
UUUAUAUAUUUACAGAAGAGAAUGUUAACAUGUUUACUCUCUCCGGUAUCUCAAACCUUGAGGAGAACCUGUACGCAAUCCACCAGAAAUAUAUCGUUAACUUUCAACCUUGCUCAGCUGGAGAAGCCAUCAGAGCAACAAAAGGAAACUGAACCCGAGGAGAAGAAUUCUCUAUCUCGGCGUGAUUAUAGAUAUAUUUUCCCGGAGUUUCUCCCUGAUCCUAAACCUGAAUGGAGGAAUCAUAUUAGAGAGAAGUUGGAGCGACGAGAUAUGCUUAAUAGAAGAGAGCAGAUAGAAAUACCAGAAUUUUAUGUCGGGAGUAAUCUUGCAGUAACUGUUGCCGAUGAGAAUAGUCCACAUCCAAACAAAUUAUCUCGGUUUGUUGGAAUCUGUAUUGACCGUGGUGGAUGCGGACUCCGAGCCUGGUUUAUACUCCGCAAUGUUGUUGAAGGUCAAGGUGUUGAGUUUAUGUAUCAGAUGUAUAAUCCAACCCUCGUCAAGAUAGAGGUUUUAAGACUAGAACGGAGAUUAGACGAAGAACUUUAUUAUCUAAGGGAUGCCCCUCCUGAGUAUAGUACUGUACCCUUUAAUCUGGAACCAGAGAUUCUACCUGACGGGGCACCAGUGCCAGUUAAUAAUAUAGUUGUUCCGCUAAAUGAUCGACCUUGGGGUCAGAAAUGGGAAAGAUACACUGAGAUAAUGAAAGGAUAUAGUCUACAAAAUCCUUAUCCUACUCCCGGCAAGGUUCGGAGACAAAUGAGAUGGAUGGCUGAAGGGAACCAAGGUUGGAAUAUGCAGACCUUGAAGUAUGAUAUGAUGAGGGAGUAUAGGAAUACAGUCCCAGUAGAACAACAGGAUGUUAUCUGGGAAGAGGUUGGAGAUAAAUUGGAGGUCCGAGAUAAACAAAUGAGAAGAGUUGCAGCUAAAAGAGCGUUUAUCCGUCCCUCUAAGAAAAUGUAAAAUAUUUCAGAAA